AUGGCGUCCUCUACAGCAUCUGUACCUGGUUCUAAAGCUAAGGCUAAGCAUAAAAAUGCAGCUGAGACUCGUGGUGAUCCGGGGUGGAAUCAUGGAAUUGAUCUUGAUGAUUUUCCAAAGACUGCUUCAAAGGUGUUUGAAAUGCUAAAUGAUAUUGUUGAGAAGGUUGGAGAAGAAAAUGUUGUCCAGAACCAAUUUCCACUUCCCACUUCCCAUUGCCGCCAAUCUUUCCGCGACCCAUCUUCCUCUCCUGCCUCCGCGACCCAUCUUCCUCUCCGCGACCCAUCUUCCUCUCCGGCCUCCGCGACCCAUCUUCCUCUUCCCGACUCCUCUUCUCCACCUUCCGUCCCGACUCCCAAUCCGCCUGGCGACGGCCAACCCGCCACCACCAAAACCCUCUGCCGAUCUCCGCCUCCAUUCUCGAAUCCCGCCACCACCAAAACCCCCUGCCGAGCAUCCGCCUCUCCGAAUCCAUUACCGCCCGCGCCGCGCCCUCUCCGACUCCCUGCUCCUCUGCCCCGCCACCCUCUUCAGCUCUUCCUGCUCCUCAGCAACGCCUUCACGUCGUCUCUCACCUCCUCGCUGAACGCAACCGGACAAAACCCACUCCUUCUCAACCUCCCCGACCAGGCGACCACCUCUCCGCCGUCUCCCUUCGCUCAGUCGACUCCGCCGCCGGACACGCCACCAGGUCUAGAAUCGCCCUCCCGAGUCCCGGCCCCUCUCUCCAGCAUCAGCCGCUCGUUGCUUGUCUUGGGAAAGCUCUCCUCCAAUCCAAACACUCAAGUGCUUGAUAUCGCUUCAAAUGCCUCUGAAGCCGGAACUCCAAUUGUUAGUGGAGGUGAUGAGACUAUUGGUACUACUUCUACACCUAAUCCCACUAGUGAGAGUAGUAAUGGUGCUGCUGCACCUGCAGCACCUACUGGUGUAAUGGAUAGUGGACAACCAACAAGAUCUAAUGAGGUUAAUGUUCUUGAUACAAGUGGGCUUAAAAGUGAUGUUUGGUCGCAUUUCAACAGAAUUUUGAAGGAUGGGGUUCUUAAAGCCGAAUGCAUACGAUCAUCUAACCUUUAG
Molecule: messenger RNA, 1074 nt
Organism: Linum tenue
Lineage: Eukaryota; Viridiplantae; Streptophyta; Magnoliopsida; Malpighiales; Linaceae
Source: the annotation of a GenBank genome assembly